This is a messenger RNA of Aureobasidium namibiae CBS 147.97, 2622 nucleotides long. RefSeq lists its product as uncharacterized. Bases 1 to 2622 code for a protein of 873 amino acids. Gene Ontology annotation, biological process: mRNA processing; primary miRNA processing. Gene Ontology annotation, cellular component: nuclear body. The record is from RefSeq and is a predicted model, not a curated record. Lineage: Eukaryota; Fungi; Ascomycota; Dothideomycetes; Dothideales; Saccotheciaceae. The transcript has 3 exons.
AUGGACGCUCUCGACACAUACCCCUCAAAGUCGCCCAACGAUCUCACCAAGGUCGAUAGCUACGACCGCGAGUCUUACAAUUCUCGCGAAAGGGAUUCAUACCGUGAACGACGCAGGUCGCCGAACUCCGAUCGUCGUGUCCGUCAAGCUGGCCGUAACCGCUCUCGCUCUCCUACACAAAUCGACCGCUACCAGCCCGAUCGUUCGCGUGAUGACUACUACCGUGGACGUGAAGACUAUCCCCGCGACCGACGCCGCUCGUCUCCUCAGAUCCAGCCAGGUGCUCCCAAGAACAUUGAUCGAUACAUUCCAGGCGACGAUGCAGCCCUUCCGCGAGCUAUCCCAGUGAAUCAACUUAGGGACCCUCUGCUGGAAGCCUCGCAGGUCGGAUUCAGUUACUUUGCUGAGUGGUGGAAAGCCGAGCAAGAGAUCAAACAACAGCGUGAGCGUCAAAAGAAUGGAGGUCGUCGUCCUGAGCCUAUCAAGGAAUCACGCGACGAACAGCGAUCAAAGAUUCAGAAUGCCUAUGAUCAAUACAAGCUGAACUGGAACACAAGAAUGGCCAAACUCUUCGUUCAUGGCCACAAGUACGACACAUGGUUCCGCGAACGCUAUGUACCCGAAGUUCGUGAUCCCCUGCGCCAGAAGGUCCUCGAUUUCAGACGCGAUCUCUUCGCUAGGUGGGACUCGGACUUGACGGCUGGUACCUUUGACGAGUUUACCCUCGAGGGCAUCUACAAAAGCGAGAGUAAUGGGGCUGGAGGUAUCGUCGAAAAGGAGGAAGGAGAGACCAGUGCUGCGGCUGAGGUUUUGGCUGUAUCAGAUCUCUUACCCUCCAAAGGCGGUGACGUACGAGACCCAUUCGCUUUCCAACCAACGCUGCUCGUCAAGACCAUCACCCCAGCUGUUUCGCGCGAGCGAAUGGAAGAAUUCUGCAAGGAACAUCUGGGUGAGGGCGAGGGUGGCUAUAAGUGGCUGAGCCUGAGCGAUCCGAACCCAGGAAAGAAGUUCCACCGCCUUGGUUGGAUCAUGCUCAACCCUGCAUCCGAGAUACCUGAAGAGGACAUCAAGCGUCGCGGAAGUCGUGACGACGACGACCAGGACACUGACGGGGGUGCCAUGGAUCAAGACAAGCCGAACCACACUCAAACCGUCUGCGAGAGAGCUUUGAAUGAGAUUAACAACAAGACGAUACAGGACCCCGAAAAGGGCGACUUCACUGUUCAUGUUGGUAUUCAUCAUCCCCAAGACAACCCAAGAAAGAAGGCUUUAUGGGACCUCUUUUCCGCCCCCGAGCGUGUCGAACGCGACCUGGAUCUCGCUCUACGCUUGGUCAGAAAACUCGACUCAGAGAUGGGCGAUGACUACGACGGAGUUGGCAAGAUUGAGCAACGCGUUGACGAACUGGCUGGCAAGGGUUACUUGCAACCACCGAUCCCAGCUCCCAAAGUCGUCAAGGACGAAGAUCUCGAUGAUGGCGAAAUGGAAGAGGGCGAAGAAGACGAAGGCGGUGUUGAUGAGGAUGUCGAUGAUGAGGAACUCCUGAUCAAGAAGAAGAAGCUUGAUCUGCUCGUCGAGUAUCUCCGUCGUGUUUACAACUUCUGCUUCUACUGCGUGUUCGAAUGCGACUCGGUCCACGAGCUGCAGCGCAAGUGCGCGGGAGGUCAUCUUCGUCGUCCUCGCGCAAGUCUCACUUCGGCAGCCAAAGAGACCGCCAGAGCGACCGCAAAUGGAGAUCCGUUCCCGCUCAAGCGUCAAGAAAGCGGUCCUGGAGACAACGAAGACGGCUCACCGAUGGAGGAGAGAAAGUCUGCCCCUCGAGCCUACGGUAAGAACCAGCUUCAGAAGGCAUACAAUUGGGUCAAGACCUUUGAGGAGAAACUUCUCAUGAUACUUGAACCUUACAAUGUUGAUCUGAGGAAGCUCGGCGGCAAGCCAGUUGAAGAGGGUCUUGAAGAAGACAUGAGCAAGUUCGUGAAACAGGAGGACGAGUUCAAGUUUAGAUGCAAGGUCCCAGAGUGUACAAAGCUCUUCAAGGGUGAGAACUUCUGGAAGAAGCAUGUGGAAAAGAGACAUCAGGACUGGCACGACAAACUCAAGGAAGACAUUGAGCUUGUCAACCGCUAUGUCCUUGACCCAGCCAGACUUGCCCAGGGACGCAACGAUGCGAGCAGCAACGGCCACUUCCCUGUCAACAACAACAUGCCGACGGGUACACCUCGCAACUUCAGCUUGAACAACAUGCCAUUCUUUAACAACGGAAUGCCCAUGCCAAAUGCUGGUGGGCCUCCCGGCUUCAAUCCAUUUGUGCCUGGACAGUUCCCUAUGACAGUGCCUGGCUGGAACAUACAAGGUGGUGACCGUGGCGCUGGACCGAUGAGGACAGGCGGUAUGCGCACCAACAAUGCUCGAGCACCGGGUCCGUACGACCGGGGUGGUAUGAGGGUUGAGCCGCGACGAAGCAUCAGCGGCCGCCUGACCCCACCUCGCCGGGGUAUGUUCAUGGAAGGAGGAGAGCACACUGUCGGACCUAGACAAGCAGUCGAAGGCCGUGCGUUGAAGAGUUACAACGACCUUGAUGCAGCUGGCAGUGCUGGAGGAGCGGAAGAGCUCAACUACUAA